Messenger RNA from Motacilla alba alba, 2617 nucleotides. It is a transcript of the gene FBXO22, whose product is annotated as F-box protein 22. The record is from RefSeq and is a predicted model, not a curated record. Gene Ontology annotation, molecular function: protein binding. The coding region runs from base 145 to 1326 and encodes 393 amino acids. Gene Ontology annotation, biological process: protein polyubiquitination; positive regulation of proteasomal ubiquitin-dependent protein catabolic process; regulation of skeletal muscle fiber development. The transcript has 7 exons. NCBI's taxonomy places the organism in Eukaryota, Metazoa, Chordata, Aves, Passeriformes, Motacillidae.
GGAGCUGAGAGCGGGCCGGGUCCUCCCCGCCGCUAGGCGGCGCCAGUGUAGUGGCUUCUGCCCGCUCGCGCUGACGGGAAGUUGCCUCAGGCGCGGAGGCGCGCGGGUGACGCAGAGCGGCGGGGCCGGGGGGGCUGCGGGGCCAUGGAAUCCGCGGCGAAGGGCAGCUACGUCCUCGCCAACCUCGCCGAGGUGGUGGAGCGUGUCCUCGGCUUCCUGCCCACCAAGGCGCUGCUGCGCGCCGCCUGCGUGUGCCGGCUAUGGAGGGAGUGUGCCCGGCGGACGCUGCGGACGCGGCAGCGAAUCGCGUGGGUGUCGGCGCUGGAGCCGGGCCCCGCCGAGAACCACGCGCUGGUGCGCGCGCUGGCCCGCGAGCUCGAGAAGGUGCACGUACUGCCCCAGACCGUGCUCUACAUCGCUGAUGCAGAGACCUUCAGCGGGCACGAGGAAUGUCACGAGCAAAAGAAAGCCAGAAAAAGAAACAGUAAAGAAACGGCUCUCGCACUUGAAAAGUUGUUGCCAAAGCGCUGUCAGGUUCUUGGACUGGUCACCCCAGGGAUUGUAGUUACCCCGAUGGGUUCAAGCAGCAAUCAGCCUCAAGAAAUUGAAGAGGGCGAAGCUGGGUUUGCUCUGUUGUUUCCCAAAAUUGAUGGGGUGAAAAUUCAUACCUUCCAUUUUUCUAAAGACGUGAAGAACAGGGUCUUUGACGAAAGCAAAUUUGCUGAAGCAGGUCUGAAGAAUAACCCAGAUCUCCGUGUUGUUCUUCUGUUUGGCUACAACUCCUGGAAGACUGGAGCUACUCGAUUUCUUCAUCAAAUAGUCAAUCCAUUGAAUGAGAAAAGUAUUAUCCUGGCUGGAGGACAGGUGGAGAGCUUUACGUCACUGACCUCUGAGAAUAACCACGCCCAGCCUGGUGAUGCCUGCGGUGUGGUUGGGUUGGCUUUCAGCGGUCCCCAGAUCCAGAGUGCCACUGUCCUGCUAGACCAGGAUGUGGCUGAUGAGAGGACAGCAGAAGCGGCCAUGCAGCGUCUCAAAGCAGCGAACAUCCCCGAGCACAACACCAUUGGCUUCAUGUUUGCCUGCGUUGGCAGAGGAUAUCGGCAUUACAAAACCAAAAGGAAUAUGGAAGCGGAUGCAUUUAGGAAGUUUUUUCCAAAUGUACCCCUCUUUGGCUUUUUCGGACAUGGGGAAAUAGGAUGUGAUCGAAUAGUUACUGGGAAUUUCGUGUUAAGAGAAUGUAAUGACAUAAAGGAUGACCUGCUUCAUGGUUAUACUACUGUUAUGACUCUUAUUCACCUUGGUUCAACUAAAGCAAACCAAGCAUAAGUAAGGUUUAAUGCUUCAAUGAGCUGUUUGUUUCAUUCCAGAGAGCUGAGAAGUCUGGAAGAGUGGACAUCUUGCAGUCAAAGCCCCUUCCAAAACAUAAACAUCAUUUUGGUAAUGUUAUUGAGUCUUGUAGUUGCAAUAGAGUUUACUGUAAUAUCUGUGAGAAAGCCUUGCAUUUUUUUGUAAUCCCCUGUACACAUCAGAAUUGCAGGAAAUUAUAUUUGAUGGAAUUCUGCAUUUGAAGAAAGCCUCUUUCUUCCAAACUGAAAAUGGUUUCUACAAAUUGUAGAAUACGCUGAAUUGGAAGGGACCCAUCAGGAUUGUUGAGUCCAACUCUUGGCCCUGAACAGGACACCCCAAGAAUCCCACCAAGUGCCUGAGAGUGUUGUCCAAACUCUUCUUGAGCUCAGUCAGGGCUUGGUGCUCUGACUGCUUUCCUGGGGAGCCUGUUCCAGUGUCCAGCCACUCUGGGUGAAAACCUUUUUCCUGAUAACCAACCUAAACCUCUCUGACUCAGCUUCAUGCCACCUCCUCGAGUCCUGGCACUGGUCAUGAGAGUGAAGAGCUAUUGAAGACCACAGUGAGCUCUCCCCUCAGUCUCCUCCAGGCUGAGCAAACCAAGUAUCGUCAGCCACUUCUCAUAAGGCUUCCCCUCCAGAUCCUUCACUUCCUCUCGGCAUUCCUCUGGACUCCCUCUAAACUUGAUGUCUUUUUUAUACAGAGGUGCCCAAAACUGCCCACAGGACUGGAGACUGCCCCAGAGCAGAGAGGAGCAGGACAAUCCCUUCCCUGGCCUGGCUGGUGGUGCUGGGCCUGAUGCCCCCAGGACAUGAUUGGCCCUCCUGGGUGCCAGGGCACGGCUGGCUCCUAGCCAGCUCCCCAGUCCGUACACAUAGCCAGGGCUGCCCUGUCCCAGGUGCAGAAUCCAGCACUUGCCAUUGGUACAUUUCAUAUGGUUGGUGAUUGCCCAUCUCUCUUUGUCAGUGUCUCUUCAGGGCCUCUGUCCUUGAGAGAGUUGACAGCUCCUCCCAGUUUAGUGUCAAUGGCAAACCCAAACCCAAAUGUAGAAAGAAACAGUACUUUGAUGUGCUCUAUUUAUGCAUAUAAAGCACUCUAGAAAAACUACUGAUGCAUUAAAUCUACCAUUUCCUGGAUUUUAUCUCUAGAGAGAUGCAGAACUUUCUCAGACUCCUAUUUACAAAACUGAAGUUUUACUAGAUAAAAUCAAUGAAAAUCUUUAGAGAAAAGUAACAAAGUACUUGUUAAAUAAAGAUAGAAGUAUGUCAAAGUA